Bactrocera tryoni is the source of this 1918-nucleotide messenger RNA. RefSeq lists its product as uncharacterized. Lineage: Eukaryota; Metazoa; Arthropoda; Insecta; Diptera; Tephritidae. The transcript is spliced from 4 exons. Gene Ontology annotation, molecular function: sequence-specific DNA binding. The record is from RefSeq and is a predicted model, not a curated record. Bases 285 to 1865 code for a protein of 526 amino acids.
ACAUUCCUACGUCAGUAGGGUCUAAGUAACCGGAACGGACCCAGAUUUUAUACAGAAAAGACUGUUAACUCGGCACUUCGAAAUUACCUCAGGAAAACAAAAACAUUUUUACAUUAAAACUGUCUGAAAUGACAGCUAAAAAAGCGACAGCUUUGCUCUUACUUAUCCCCACAGAAUUUACAGUGUGAAUGACGUCAUAAGCAAGAAGAGGAAUUGCAACAUAAACAAGAGCCGCAGACUUACAUAUUUGGAAAAUAAGCGUAUAAAAUUUCAAUAAUUUAAAAAUGAAAUGUUCAGUGAUGGGCUGUAGUAGUGAUUAUAUGAAAAAUCCAUUGAAAAAACCCUUCUAUGGCUUUCCAACCGACGCAGCUGUUGCUCAUAAAUGGGUUUUAUUUUGCCAGCAACCGAAAGAAUUUAACUAUCGGGGUAAGUAUAUUUGCAGAGACCACUUUAAGGACGACGACUUCCUAAAUAUUGCACAAUUUAAAAUGGGUUUUGCACUGCGACUGAAAAUAAAGCGCGAUGCGGUGCCCACUAUCCGGCGAAUAUCGACUGGACCAACAAUACGGGAGCUACGUAUUCAACGGAGGAACCAAAAACAAAUUGUCAAUGAUCUAUUACGAAAGUAUAACCAGGAACAGAAAGUGAAAAUAAAGUUAGCUGCUAGUGAGUUUGACGAAAUAUGCAGCUCUCAAUCUACCAAGGGCUCAGCGCCAGUCGUAAACAAUAUAAAUGGCAAAAAAGAUACCGGUGAGCAAAUAGAGUUAAUUGCUAAUGGAUUUGACGAAAUAAGCACUCAAGCCACUAAAGACUCAGCGCCAGUUACAAACAAGGAAGACCCCGUAGAGCAAAUAGAAAUAAAUGCUAAUGGAUAUGAUGAAAUAAGUAUUCAAGCCACCAAAGACUUAGGGCUAGUUACAGACAAUACUUCUUUACUUUACUUUACCGUAAGUAAUGACAAAGAAGACACAAUAUCUGAAGACUAUAUCCACAAUGAAGUUCAGUUUGAGGAAGUAAUGAUGGGGAACAAAAGGGACUAUCCUGUUAAUGUGUUUGAGGAAGUGGAUGAGCUACGGGAACAGAUCACACUUUUGCGAAAGGAUAAUAUUUGUCAGCGCCGAAUCAAUAAGGGACUGUGCAAGAAGCUUGAAAAGUGGAAAAGACUAAAUAUAGAGAAGGAUAUUCGUUAUGCAAACAGGAUUAGUAGAGUGAAUGUGCGAUUAAAAAAUAAAACUCAGGAAUGUAAAAAUCUAGAGGAAAAGCUAAACUCUAUUUUCACCAGUGGGCAAAUUAACAAAAUGAAAAACUUAAAACUUAAUUAUCAAUGGGAUGAAGAGGAUAUUGCCAAAUCCUUAAUCCUGUAUAGAUCAAGUGGCAAAACAUAUAAGUUGCUUUACGAUAAUGGUUUCCCUAUGCCAUCAGUGCGCACUUUACAGAGAUGGAUGUGGCGUCAUAAAAUCGACCCGAAAAAAGAUGUAAAUGACGCGGAAAACAUAACUGCAACAGAAAAAGUAAUUGAUAUGGUGGAAAGAGAGAAUAUAAUUGAUCCAUUAAAUUUAAUUGAAACAGAAAACUUAAUUGAAACAGAAAAUAUAAUAGAAACAGAAAACUUAAUUGAAACAGAACAUUUAAUUGAAACAGAAAAUAUAAUAGAAACAGAAAAUUUAAUUGAAACAGAGAACCUAAUUGAAACAGAAAACUUAAUUGAAACAGAAAACUUUAUUGAAACAGAAAAUAUAAUUGAAUCAGAGAGCGUAAUUGCACCAGAAAACAUAAUUGAUCCAGAAAAUGUAAAUUUGGAAACUCAUAUGAACGAUAUAGAUCAAACAUUCGCUGAAUAUGCAAUUACGAUAGAAAUAGUUUAAACAUAUUUUUUUAAAUAUAGUAUAUAUGCACCAGAAUGUUUUUAAGCUUUUUU